AUGUUAAGAGCCUGGGUUUGUAUUAGUGUAACUUUCAAAGAGUCUCAAGAUGGUCGUAAAGUCAUGGCCGUAUUCGAUCUUCCUGGCGUCAAAAAGCAAGAUAUGCACGUCAGCUACCAGGGUAAAUGCCUAGUUGUGACAUGGGAAACCGUCAAGGUCACGGAGCGAAUGGAAGAGGGCACAGUGCUGCGAGACCGAGAACAGAAGAAAUUCAGCAGGACAAUUCCUCUUCCGGAGGGCACGAAGUUUGAAGAAGUCCGGGCUUCAAAAGAUCAACAGCGUCUCAUGCUCACCUAUCCGAACAUGCGUGCCGUACGCACAAAGCCUAGGCCCAUCGACGGAUCAUGA
Messenger RNA from Heterobasidion irregulare TC 32-1, 348 nucleotides. RefSeq lists its product as uncharacterized. NCBI's taxonomy places the organism in Eukaryota, Fungi, Basidiomycota, Agaricomycetes, Russulales, Bondarzewiaceae. The transcript has 3 exons. The coding region runs from base 1 to 348 and encodes 115 amino acids. The record is from RefSeq and is a predicted model, not a curated record.